Messenger RNA from Cinara cedri, 4677 nucleotides. Lineage: Eukaryota; Metazoa; Arthropoda; Insecta; Hemiptera; Aphididae. The record is from the annotation of a GenBank genome assembly.
GGGAGGGUUGAGAAAAGUGUAUAAAUCUGGCGCACAGCACUAACCGUAGUUCAUUUAUUUAGUUUAUCAAUCCACCGGUGUACUAGUUUUGCAAACCGAUUAACGCUGUUGAAUAUAUUACAAAUAAUAUACUUGUUUAUGUAUAAUAAAGUAUUAUACAUAAAAAGAGUGUUUUCGUUGGGAAAAAUGACUCCGUCAAAAUUACAAGUAUCCUUAUUAUUAUGCAGCCUGGCCUUAUUGUUCCCGUGUUUCGUAAAUGUGAGUAUACAAAUUUAAUAAAAUAAUUUAUUAUUUUUUUAAUGGCAUAGUUUUGUCAAAUUUUUCGCGAAAAAAUAAAAUAUUGUAUUGUGUCUAUGUCUUUCUCGAUACUUUUUGACAUUAAUUCUAGUGGCUUCUUUUGGACCAAAUGAAAAUUUGUGUACACAUUGCAUUUGUGUUAAUGAUGACCAGAUGGUUCGAUAGUCUGGAAAGUGAAAAAAUAAAAUUAAAACUAGACUAAAAAGAGCGUUUUGUUUAAAUAAUUCAGAACUUUACUGAUCUGCUUUGGUUUGUCAUAUUGAUAUUAUAAAUGUUAAUAUAGUUCAUAGAAUAAAACAAAUAUUCGUGCAGUGUAGUAUAAUAUUAAGUAUUUAUAAUUUUAAUAUUCAUAAUAUAUAUAAAUAAUAUUGCAGGGAAAAUAUUAUGGUCCAGAUAUCGAUAAAGUUGGGAAAAUGUGCAACGCCACUAAAGGUAAAACAUUACAAAGGUAAAAGGUAAACCAGUAUAAUGGUAGUUUAAUAUUUUGAAAAAAUAGAUAACCAACUCAAGUCCUAUAUCGUUUAUUUAAUUAAACUGUAUAAAGAAUUUCGAAACUUCGAAAAAAGAAAAAGAAAAACACGUCAAUAAUAUUCAAAUUACCAUAAAAAAGUCAAUUUUUCAAUUAAUUGGUUAGAAGAGUAUAUUAAUCGUUUUUCUUCAGAAAAUUUUAAACAUACAAGAAACUUUGUUAAUACAUUUUUUAUCAAUAAUUUUCCUAUUUUGCAAUUAAAGUGUUGCACAUUUUUAUGUAAAAGCUAAAAUUUCUGAAUUAACAACAAACAAUGUUCUUCAACUUUUGCGGCACGUGAAGGUAUCAUGCAGAUACCUACUUUGGUAGGUAGCUAUCAUUUUAGUAUUCACCUAAGUGUUAUUAGUAUUUUGUUUUAACAAUAAAUUGAUCAGUCCUACUGUACACAGCUUUCAUCUAUAUUAAACUUAUAUCAACUUGAAAAUCGGUUACUUUGACUUGAUUACAUUUUCAGUGAAUAAUUGCGAUUCGUUCGUGUUUUCGGAUGCACUUGACUUAUCUAUCUCACAUGAAUUUAUAUUGCUUUUUAACCUGACUAUACUUUACAUAUAGUUCAAACAUUAUUUAUGGAAUUUUGUAGGAGUAUUGUGAAAAUUUAAUUUAGAGUUUCUAUAGGUAUAUUAUAUCUAAUUUUCUAUUUGAACAUUAAUCGAAAUUUUAUAUUUUUUAUAAUUAGAAGAUGUGCAAGUGCUAAAAAAUUACGACAUACCAUCCACAGAAAUUGGAAAAGUAAUUAUUAUUUUUAUAUACUAUUGGGAAAAAUCCACUAUAACUAUUUAUUUCUAUUUUAUAACUAUGUACAAAAGUCUUUACAGGUAAGAUGCGUAAUAAUAAUAUUUGAAUAGCAAUUUAUAAUGUUCAAUGCAAUUUAUUUGUAUACUAUUAAUAAUAAUUUAAUAUUGUAAUAUAUUUAAAAAAAAUAAACAGACAUACUUCGCACGAUGGGUGGGUCACUGUUGUAGACGAGAAGUUGGGGAGGUAUAGGGGAAAUUUAAUGUAUAUAUGUACGCAACGAUUAACCAUUGCUAGUAAAAAGAUUUUGAGCGGAGUUCGGUUGUACAUGUUUUAAAAGCUCGUUAUACUUACGAUUUGAAAAUAACAAAUUUUGUAAAUUUUUCCCCUUUUUUCUACGUUUUUUCCCAGUUUUUUUCAUUUAUUAUCGAAACCCAUGGGAAAUAAAAAAAAAGAAUAGGUACUAAACUUGCAAAUCGAAGAUUUCUGGUGGUCAAUGUGUUCACAAAAAAAAAACCUAUACAUAUAUAUAUAUUUAUAAAUAUAAUUUUUUUUUUUUUUUUUUUUAGUGUUUAAUGAAAUGCUUAACCGUAAAACUCGGAAUGGUAAUUUUUCUAAAAGAUAAAAUCUUUACAUAAAUAAUCACUUUUAAUAGCAUAUACAGUGUGAUUUCUUUUAUAAUGGAACAGCAAUUAUUUCAGAGGGUUUUAAGUGAAUUUGAUUUCUGUUUUUUCUAAUCAUUAUGGAAUCAUUUAAGCUUUAUUUUAAAACUAUUUUUAAUUUUUUACCCCAAAUCUAUGUACCUUAAAUAAGUGCGUACAUUUGAUUUUCAAAUAGGAACUUUCCUUUUGAAUACAAAUUGCCUAUCUACGAGCUUUCUCUACUCCUCCGGCUUAAACUUUAAACUUUUAUAACUCAUAAAUGGUAAAUCUGAUAUUAGUGUUAUGUGUAUCAAAAAUUCUAGACAAAUUUUCUCUAUUCAAAUAUGUGGUCAAAAAGGGGGUUUCUAUUUUAAAAUCAAAAGUAUGCACUUAUUUAAAGUAAACAAUCUAAAAUGAUUUAAAAAUAAAUCUUAACCGAUUCCAUAAUGAUUAGAAAAAACAGAAAUUAAAUUCAAUUAAAAUCCUCUGAGAUAAUUGUUGGUUUAUGAUAAUAAAAAUCACACUGUAUAAUUAUGGUAUAAAUGCAUGUCAUGUUUUUUUUUUUUUUAGGUUGACGCUUUAGGAAAAUACAGCAAAGAUGGUACCGAUGUGGUUUUUAAAGAGUACUGGCCUGAAAUGCCAUUAAAUAUAAGAUCGGCAAUAAUCGACAAAUGCUACAACGAAGGUAAGGCAUUUUUAGAUUCUGAGUGUGUCUAUUGGUUUAACUAUGGUGUUCAUUUUUGGAGUGUGUCUAUGAGCAAAUUUCUAUCAGAAAUUUUGCUUCGAUGUAUCAAGUCUAGAAUUUUUUCUGAAAUUUUAUCUAGUGGGUGCAUUAGGGAUGUCAUAUAUUGAUUUUCCAAAGAGUUUAUAUCAUGAUUUGUAUGAACGGUAAAUUUUUAUGGCACUCCACGAUGUUACCAAUUUCAUUAAUUUUUAAUUUUGGCAAAUUAUGUUUUCUACCAAAAAAAUUCCUUUAAUCGAAAAUUCCAAGAAACUUUUAUUAUUGGAUUUCGGAUUUAGACGCCCACGAAGAAAGUGGUUUCUUGAUUUUCCAAGUAGUUUUCAAAAUGGUUAGAAAGACUAGAAAAAAAAGUAAAAUAAAAAAAUGACAAAUUUAUACACUCUUAGGUCAUUACGAAUUCAUUAUUUUUACUUUUUUUUGUUUUCCAACAGAAAUAUUCCUCUACUAGAAAAACAAUGAGAGUCUUUUUUAUUUUAUGUUUUUCAAUUUUUUUUUUUGUAGUUUUUUUAAUGUUUGAGCAAAAUCGAAAAAACCUAGAAAGAACAAGAAAAUUUACGAAAAUAAUACUUUUAUUAAUUUUAAUUUUGUUUUUUUAUUGAGAGUCAGUUAAAAAUGUUCGUAGACUUGAAUGUUUGAUAAAAAACUUGUUUUCGUUUUUUUUAGAUCAAAAUAUAAUAAUAUAAAAUAUAGUUUAAUGGUUUUUACUUGUAUCCAAAUAUUGUCUAAUCGAAAAUAAUUAUUCAACUAUUCAGUAUGAGAGGGUCUACCCAAAUAUAAGAGUAUCUGUUAUUAUUUAGCAACAAUAAAUAGGUACCUGCUCUAAUACUCUAAUACUUUUAUACUAACAAAAAAUUAGAAUGGGAGUAUUAUAAGUAUAUUAAAACUAUCGAGUUUUAUUGUAUUUUUAUUGGUUUUUUUUUUUGUUUCGAUAGUAAAGUAACAUAAAAUUUUGUUUAUAGCUUUAAAAAUAUCGAACGAAUUGGGAACUUGCGAUUAUUACUACAAAAUAGAGAUUUGUUUUAAUUCUGAGUUAAAACGCGUAAGUGGUGUAAUGCCUGUUAAUAAAAUACAAUUACUGAUGAAAAAUGUAUUUGUUUUUCAGUACGGUAUGUUUUAGAACUAAUGUUAUGCUAUGGAAGAACGGAUCUUGCGAUUUAUAAAAAUCGAAAUCAAAACGCUCAUUGAUUGCACACACCGAUAAUAUAUCAUCACCAAGUCACGUAUAUGAAUUAUUAUAAGAAUUAGUAUUUACAUACAUUUUUUAUUUUUCAUUCGUUUAUUUACACGUCAUAUAAUAUUAUAGUUUUUAAAUUAUCCAUAAUAAAUACAGUUUUGUGAAUAGCAUGCAUAUUUUAAUACGAUUAUCACCUCACCUAACGUCUAAAAUAGUUAAACCCUUCUUCAAAUGAUUCAAACCUAUUUUUGGAUUCUUAACAUGAAUAUAAUUUCACUUUAGAAUUAAAACUUUUGCGACUCUAUGUUAUAAUAAAUGUACAUAUACAGUUAUAGAGUUAUUUUAUUCAUGGGAGUCCAACCCACGGCCCUCGAAACCUUUAUUAUUGCCCCCCCUCUCUUAGAAGACUUAUAUUAAAAAAAGUCACAAUAAUAUUACAACAAAUCGUAAUAUAAUCGUGUACAUUUUACGUUUUAUAGUUAUAUAGUAUACAAUUUAUACUAUAAAACGUAGGUAUAUGUGCAAUGAGUAACGUCCUACACCAUGAUUAAAUGGAGCCCGC